Molecule: messenger RNA, 436 nt
Organism: Staurois parvus
Lineage: Eukaryota; Metazoa; Chordata; Amphibia; Anura; Ranidae
Source: the annotation of a GenBank genome assembly
UUUUUUUGAGCAGUGUAUAUGCAGUAUAUAUAUAUAUAUAUAUAUAUAUAUAUAUAUAUAUACUAUAUUGUCAUAAGUAUUGGGGUACCCCUCCAAAUCAUUGGAUUUGGGUGUUCCAGUUACCUCCAUGGCCAUCUAGGCAUGCAGACUGCUUCUAAAAACAUUUGUGAAAUAAUUGGUCGCUCUCAGGAGCUCAGUGAAUUCAACCGUGGUACCGUGAUAGGUUGCCACCUGUGCAUUAAGUCCAUCCAUGAAAUUUUGUUGCUACUAAAUAUUCCAUGGUCAACUGUUAGUGGUACUAUAACAAAGUGGUAGCAACUGGGAACAUCAGAAACUCAGCCACGAAGUGGUAGGCCAUGUAAAAGGACAGAGUGGGGUCAGCGCAUGCUGAAGCACACAGUACACAGAAGUUGCCAACUGUCUGCAGAGUCACUAG